UACCAGCAUGCAAUGGGGAAUCCCUGAAACACGUGUUGUUGACUGUGUUCUAUGUGAAUAAGUUCUGAAUAGGCUGAAAUAAUUGAUAGAAUAUUCCUGAAUAUUCUUUACUCCCCAUAUUGUAUAGUAUAGUGUCUACAAAAUGCCGUCUGGUAUCAAAAUUAACAAAAAAGACGUUCUAAAGGCCGUGGAAGGCCUGUUUUCUUUAAAUCAGAAAAAAUUAGACAUUGUUGAUGUGCCUGAGAAAAUUAAUUUGACGGUAACUUUCAAGAAAGUACCAAGUGCUGGAAAAAAGAUAAAAGCAACAACCGUUGAAUUAAAUUUACCUAAGUCAACAAGCCACGACAAUCAAACAGUUUGUCUUUUUGUAAAAGAUUUGGAUAAAGAUGACCGAGAAUAUGAGAAAACAAAGUAUCACUAUCAAGACUUGUUGAAAAAAGCUGGAUUGAAAGAGAUACCCGACAUCAUUCCUCUCAAAAGUCUUCUUCUUGAAUACAAACCAUUUGAGGCCAAGAGAAAUCUUUCAAACAUGUAUGAUAUAUUUCUAGCAGAUAGUAGAGUAACUAAAGUACUGCCUAGAAUUUUAGGCAAACAUUUUUAUGGAAGGAAAAAGAUACCAAAACGUGUCAUAAUGUCUGCAGAUUCUCUGAAAGAUGAAGUAAACGGCGCCAUCAACCGAUGUAAUUAUGUAAUGUCCAUGAAAGGAUCAAGCUCUAUGGUUGCAGUAGCUCACAAUAAAAUGAAAAUAAAUGACAUUGUAGCCAACAUUAUGGCAGCAGUAAAGCAAAUUAGUGAUGUGAUACCAGGUGGUUCUGACAACAUCAGAAACCUUCACAUAAGAACAGUUGACUCAGUAGCUAUCCCAUUAUAUGUUUCUUUAGACUGUGCUAACUCUGUAGAACUACCAGAUGUUGAAGAAGAGGAAGAAAUUGAAGAAGAGGAACCUGAAGAACUGACAACAUUAGAUGAUGGUCAAAAAGUGAAAGUCACAAAAUCUGGAGAUGUUUUGAUCUACAGUAAAGAAGGAAAAUUAUUAUCAGUAUCGGCCCAAAAUAAAUUAUUAAAAGAACUUGAUAGUUAUGGAGAAUCUAAUAAAAAGAGAAAAGCUGGUAAAAUUGAGAAAGAAGAAACGAGUGAGCGUGUUGUUCCAGCAAAAAGAAUGAAGAAGGCAAAAUGAACACAUAAAAUAAAGUGCAUGAAAAUUUUAAAUCUUUUCUUUCUCAGAAGAUAGCACACCAAAGGCUUUCUAAAUAACACUGGAUAUUGGAAGAUUUAAAAUAAUUUACAAAUGAUGAACAAUUGUUAGUAACAAAACAUGGUACCAGUCCAGUUCUAAAAGUUAUAAAAACAAUUGAUAUAUUAAAUUUAUUUUAGACUAGCAUAAAAAAAUCUAGUUUAUUUUGUAGUAUUCAAAUUGGAGGUUGGAUGGCGAUGUAUCAUAAGAUCUGUCAUUGAGUCAAUUGGUGCAAUUUGGAUUCCCUGGUUGUACGUGACAAAGAGUAGGGACGCCUGUCCAACCACAUUGGUUUUCUCCGGGUCCCUCAGUUUCCUUCCACUGCUUAAGACCCCUACACGCAAGCGGAUUAUUAAAUAAAAUUGAACCAUAUGAUAGUCCCAAAAUGACCUUAUAGUUUGUGUCGAGUGGACGUUAAACCCAAUUUCUCACUCUCUGUGUAAUUAAAUUGACUAUGUAAUGUAUUGAACUAAAUAGGAUUGAUAAUGAUAUAAAAGUUUUUGAAAUGGAUGUUAAGCUUUGGUAUAAUGAUUGAUUUAAAUGAAUAGAAAUUGACUCUGGAAUCAAAUCGAUGUUGAUUGAAAUAAAUGAUAGACAUGAUUAUAUCUGAGACAGGAUGCGCAUACAUAUUAUAGACUAUCUCUCAGACACACUAAAGUAUCAUGCACAUUAUUCAUGAUUCAUAAGUACAAAUUUCUGACAUUUAUGGUACCUCACCACUCUGUAGAUAAUCUGAUUUAAUAGCUGUUUUAAGACAGACAUUGGUGGUGUCUUGACCCCCCACCCACCCCCCAAAUACCAAAAUAAAAAAUAUAAUGCUUUUAAAAGUCAAUAUAAGUUCUAAUGUACUGUAUUUAUUCUUCUCUUGAAUUUGCUUAAUUAAUUAGAUCUACAUAAUAAAUACAGACUUUACAGUAAAACAGUACAUAUAUAUGUAUGUACAAAAUAAUUGUAAAAAAACGUGAAGAAAGGACUAAGCAGACAGAAACGACUGUCGUUCAAUUUGGACUGUUCAUGUAUUUCACCAAACAUAAUUGAUUAGAAUUUAAAUUACAAAGUUAAAAAAAACCAAUCUGGUUAAAACACAGAUCCUAUUUCGUUUCGUAUUUAUAGUUCAAAAUUUCGUUUUACUUGUCUUUACUACACUUGGAUCUGGAAGAGUUGUUAUUUAACUCGAGUUCUGAAUGGUGUCAGGGAUAAGCCAAUGAAACGGUCUGUUACAGCGAGCUUUAGGCGUGUUUUUCACGGAACUGUGGGUAAUCCACUGAUUGGUUAAUCAAAUGUCUGACGUCAUAGGGUCAUAAGUCGGUCUUUUGACCCCUGACGUGACCUAUCACUAUAACUUGUCAGAUCUUCAUGUAGUGUAGGCCAUCGAAAGUAUAAAAAAACAAAACGAUAGAUAGAUCUGUAUUUUAAUCAGAUUGAAAAAAAUAAAAUAAAAUGAAUAUAAUAUACAUUCAUGUUACAUUAAAGACACAUUGUCUGAAAUA
Molecule: messenger RNA, 2724 nt
Organism: Patella vulgata (common limpet)
Lineage: Eukaryota; Metazoa; Mollusca; Gastropoda; Patellidae
Product: ribosomal L1 domain-containing protein 1
Exons: 1
Coding region: 143-1177 (344 amino acids)
Cellular component (GO): 90S preribosome
Source: RefSeq, a predicted model, not a curated record